UCAGCUGACGAAGGACUCGAAUCCAGCCAGCGUGUAUGGGAUCGAGUGCAUGCGCACAGGGACCAAGUUCGUGCACGAGAAAGAACGGGAGAAAGAGGGAGAGGGAGAAUCAUGUAGUGUCGACCUGAACUGCACGUUCCUCCUGCAGUAGCAUCUGCUCCCGUUCCCGUCAUGCGCCAUCGUCACGCCAGCAUACCUCGCCAGUCAUCUCGCCGACAUCGCCAUGCGGUGCUCCGAGCUUUUCGUGAAACGGAAGGUCGUCGCGUCAGCCGUACACCGCAGCAGAAAUGGCACUUCCUGACUCGCAUCGGCAGAGACACGAAGGCUCUCAUUGGCCAUGUCUCUUGUUGGCAACUUGUCUGACGUGCCGCCCUUCCGACGAAGGACCUUGGGAAUUCUUUGCGCAAAAGCGCAAGAAUCGGCCGGCGAGAUGGUCCAUCACCACCACCCCCUCGAACCGCCCAAACCACUCCCCCCCUCCCUCCUGUAACGAGAUUAGAGUAAAACGUGCCGGUCGAAUGACUCUUCAGCGUUUGCAGGUCUUACUAAGAAUGUGACUUCCAAGUUGAAAGCUCUACCAACUCGCCGCUACGAGUGCAGACCGUCUCGAAUCGUAGGCGUGCCGCGCCAGCCUCUUAGUCCGCACCCGUCUUCAGUCCCGCCCGCCACUUCAAUCACUGCGAGGAACGUUCGCCUCUGCUUGACUGCCUAGACUGCCUCAGUUCGUCUAGACUGCCUACCUGCCUGCCGUCCUUCUUUCAUAUAAUUCGAUUCGAGUCAUGGGAAUGUGCCAGCCUGCCGUCCUUCCUUCAAGAGCUGGAGUCAUGGGAAACCGUCGUGGCUGCUCCUUCCCUGUGCCGCCGUCACUGUCGCUCCUGCUGCUCCUGGCUGCAGCGUGGCUGGUGCUUCUCCUGCUCCUGCCGUCCCCUGCUGUCGCCGCUCGCAUCGACGACGCCCAAGCGGCGGUGCUGGUGGAGUGCGCAGCAGCAUGGGGCCGCACGUUCAGUGGGUGGCAGGUGGGGGGUGAGUGCAGCACGGCGCAGUUCAUCUCCUGCGACGGCGCGGGGCUCGUCACCGCCAUGUGGUUGGACGGCAGAGGUCUAGUCGGCUCCAUCCCAACAGCCCUUGGCACUCUCACCUCUCUCACCGCUCUCCAGCAGCUUCAAGAAGGUAGGGACCUCGGCGCAGGGGCAGCCGUAUGUCUCGACUGCAAGUGGGAAAAAUCCGACAUACGGAGCCCGAUUUCGGUAAUGGGAGAUUUUCUUGUCAGCUUGCUCCCGGGCCAUGUAUCCGCGUCCUUUUCUUGCGUCCGGGUCCCGGCUGCUGAUGGGAUCUGUGACAGUGACGUCACAGAUCCAGACGGCUCCGGAACUGCGGUCUCGGAGGGCGAGGUCGGCCUUGUUGCCGUCUACGGGGCUGUAGAUGGUGGUCUCCUUGGUGACUAUAAAGUCAGCAUCUCGGGCCAUCCGUAUGCUCUCGUCCCGCAGGGCAUUAUGGGUGUCAGUCCGUCCGUGCCCGGUGCCACACCGGAGCAGGUAUGCAAGUGGGUGGGGCUGGUGAAAGGUGGCGUGAGGUGCCGGACAGCGUCAGCCAGGGGCCCUCCUGACGCUGCUGGGAGGGCAGCCAAGAGGCCCUGGGCUUGGGUGAGGCUGCUGCCGAGUACGCGGACGCCUUCUGUGUUGAAAGGUAUGCCUGGGGGAAGGCGGUCAGGUGCAGGGUGCUCGGCUGACCACGCCGCGCAUUUCGCGGGGUUGUGGGAGAGACCGAUGCGGUCCAUGGCCGCUGUGAAAUUGAGGAACGCCGAGGUGCAGGCGUCCGGAUCGCCGACGAAGGUGAUGUCGUCGGCGUACGCGAGGCAGAGGACCUCGGGUGCGGCGCGCCUCCUCGGGAUGGAGCGACCAGCGCGGGAGCGUUCUGCCGAUUUGGAGAGUACUGGGGACAGCGAGUCCCCCCAAGGUCGGGCGAGUCCUCCAGCGUCGUCGGACCGAGAUUGGGAGCGCGGGCGCCUCGUCCCCUCGACGGCUCGCCAACAGACUCCCGAGCGGAUGCGGGGGCAGUCGCGGGGCAGGACUGCCGCGCCCCAGAGACACGAGGAGAAAUCCCCUGAGCGCGCCGUGGAAAUUGGACGUGAACCAGUGGCGCGUGGCGAGCGGAAUAAGUGGUUGGGGAGCCGUGGGUCCGGGAUCUCGGUCUUCUUGGCGCAAUUGCACACUUUUGGCGUGGGGAAAGGGAGGCCCAGGCGGAAGGCGAGGGCUAUGGCGAAGUGAGGAGGUGCCAGCCUGAGUGAUGGGAAGAGGGGGACUGCGAGGAGCCAGUCCCCUGCUCCGUACCCUGUGAGGGAGAGGAGCCGCUGCGUGUGACCGCUGAGGGGGUUUAGCUCCAUGUGCCUGGUCGAUUCUAGCUGCUCGGCGAACCGGGCAGCGUGGACCUCUAGGGCGAGGCGGUGCUGGAGCGGAGCUUCGGAUGGUUCCGAGGGCUCGGCGCGCAGGAGUUCCCGGGCGAUGGCAGGCCCUCAGGAGGGUGAGGUAGAGUUGCUGCCCCCACUGGGACCACUCCUGUGCUGGGAGCAGGUUCAGCGGCGUCGUGCGGGUCAGGUAGGAGACCCGACGAGAGACGCAGCGGUGGAGGAGGAGGCUGGCGGCCUGGGGGUCCAUGGCUGCCAGGGUUGGCAGUGGCUUGGCCAUUGCGGCCAGUUGCUCACGCAGGAAGCUGGCUGCUGCAUCUGGGGGACCGAUAUGGCUGCCCAGGAUC
Molecule: messenger RNA, 2751 nt
Organism: Closterium sp. NIES-67
Lineage: Eukaryota; Viridiplantae; Streptophyta; Zygnematophyceae; Desmidiales; Closteriaceae
Source: the annotation of a GenBank genome assembly